This is a messenger RNA of Brassica napus (rape), 837 nucleotides long. RefSeq names its product DNA damage-binding protein 2. The record is from RefSeq and is a predicted model, not a curated record. Lineage: Eukaryota; Viridiplantae; Streptophyta; Magnoliopsida; Brassicales; Brassicaceae. Gene Ontology annotation, molecular function: protein binding; DNA binding. Bases 96 to 689 code for a protein of 197 amino acids. Gene Ontology annotation, biological process: regulation of DNA damage checkpoint. Gene Ontology annotation, cellular component: nucleus. The transcript has 3 exons.
AUCUGGUUUAUUCGCGGGACGAGUACGAGCCUAUACAUUCCCUCUCUCAGAGACCAAACGAUGAGCAAAGCUUGUACUUUGGUGGAGGAGAAGGGAUGUUCAAUGUAUGGGAUCUCCGAGCAGGGAAGUCAGUUUUCAACUGGGAGUUACAUAAAUACAGGAUACACACUGUUGACUUCAACCCGCGAAACCCGCAUCUCAUGGCUACAAGCUCUCAAGAUCGUACUGCUUGCCUUUGGGACUUGAGGACCAUGGGAGCCAAGAAACCAAAAGCACUGGCGACUGUAGAUCAUGCCAAGGCUGUGUACUCUGCUUACUUCUCACCUUCUGGUCUCUCACUUGCAACUACAAGCCGUGACAACUAUGUUGGUGUUCUAAGUGGGGCUAACUUUGAGGAUACUUCCAUGAUCUAUCACUGUAAUAACACUGUUCGUAAGAUCUCCAGUUUCAGGGGGGUAUGGGGUUGGGAUGAUUCAAAUAUCUUUGUCGGCAAUGUGGCAAAAGGAAUUGGCGUCAAUCAGACAAAAGGAAUUGAUGUGAUCUCUACAAAACUAAAGCGAACAGUGAAGAAGCUGCAGAGCCCUCUUGUGAAAGAUGUUAUAAGCAGACUCCACUGCCAUCCUCUUAAUGUUGGGAUGCUUGCUGGUUCCACAGCUGGAGGACAUGUCUAUGUUUGGACCACAAAGUAGCAUAUACUUCAACCAUUCUCAAAUCACAUUUUUGUAAUCAGCAUGAGGGUUUCUUUUGUUUUGGGAGCAUGUCUUGAAGGUUUCUUUGUGUUCCACAACAAUCUCUUUUCAUUGUCUCUUGGAAAAUCGCAAGUGUCUCUUUCAUCUC